AUGAAUGUGUCCGAGGAGGAUAAAAAACACUGGGGUAUGGAUAAAUUAACCGGUGGUAGAAGUCGAUUACGAGGAUGUUUUGGAGAUCGAAGAAUGAUAUUAUUCAUUGUUUUUAUUGCAUUAUUUUUAGAUAAUAUGUUGUUAACAGUAGUCAUUCCAAUUAUACCCGACUUCUUAUUAUCUCAUCAAACAACGAAUCUUUCAACAUCUAUCGAUGAAACUUUAUUAGGAGAUAAAUAUUGUACAAAAUUAUUAAAUGUCACUGAUAAAAUUAAUCUACAAAAAUCAAUAAUUUGGGCAUCAAGAGGACAUGCUGUCCAGCAUCAACCAAUAGGAUUGACAGAUCAAUUGAAAAUGAUGUUAGACGAUAAACGAAUUCAGUAUUUACUUGCUGAUACUAGAUUUAAUGAAUGUAUGGUAAAUGCAACAAUAGAAAUUGAAAAAAUCACCGCUGAAGAAUUGGGGAAUGAACAUAUUCAAGUUGGUAUAAUGUUUGCAUCAAAAGCGAUAGUACAAAUGAUUGCAAAUCCUAUGAUUGGUCCACUAACAAACAGAAUUGGCUAUAGUGUUCCAAUGUUCACUGGAUUUGUGAUAAUGUUUACAUCUACUAUCGUGUUUGCAUUUGGUGAAAGCUAUACAGUUCUAUUCUUUGCCAGAGCUUUACAAGGUGUUGGAUCUGCUUGUUCCAGUGUAUCAGGAAUGGGAAUGUUAGCCACUUGUUACACUGACGAUAAAGAUAGAAGUCAUGCCUUCUCUGUUGCACUUAGUGGAUUGGCUAUUGGUGUAUUGGUAGGACCACCGUUCGGGGCAUCACCUAUCACGUUAGCCUUAGCUGACGGAACUUUACAAUUAAUUGCACUGAAACCAAAAGUACGUAAAGAAGAUCAAAAAGGUGCUGCAUUAUGUGAACUUUUAAGAGAUCCAUAUAUACUGAUCGCUUCAGGUUCAAUAACUUUUGGUAAUAUGGGCAUUGCUUUACUUGAAUCAUCUUUACCAUUAUGGAUGUGGAAAACAAUGAAAUCAGAAGGAUGGCAACAAGGUGUUGCCUUUUUACCAUGUAGUAUUGCUUAUUUUAUUGGAACAAAUAUAUUUGGACCAAUUGCUCAUAAAAUUGGUCGAGGUAUAAGUGCUGGUCUUGGUAUGAUUAUAUGUGGAAUAUGUUUACUUUCUAUUCCAUUUUGUACAAGAAUUGAACAUUUAAUUGCUCCCAUGGGCGGACUUGGAUUCGCUAUAGGAAUGGUUGAUUCUUCCAUGAUGCCUAUCAUGGGUUAUCUCGUCGAUUUAAGGCAUGCAUCAGUAUACGGUAGUGUUUAUGCUAUCGCAGAUGUUGCAUUCUGUUUGGGAUUUGCAAUUGGACCUAUCAUUAGUGGUGCAAUGGUCAAAAGUAUUGGGUUUAAAUGGAUGCUUUGGUUCAUUGCCAUUGUUUCCCUCCUUUACUCUCCAUUGACAUUAUAUUUGAGGAAUCCACCAAAACGAGAUGAAACUCAGUCACUUGUUACAGCAAAAAAUGGAAACCAACAAAAAGAACUAAAUUCUUUUGAAAAGGAUCCUAAGACAACGAUAACUGGAAUUCCAACAAUAUGUUUGGGCUCUACAAUCGAUUAUGAUCCUACACAUGGAGGACUUCAAGAAUAUCGAUAUGAAUAA
Messenger RNA from Schistosoma mattheei, 1647 nucleotides. The record is from the annotation of a GenBank genome assembly. NCBI's taxonomy places the organism in Eukaryota, Metazoa, Platyhelminthes, Trematoda, Strigeidida, Schistosomatidae.